Messenger RNA from Menidia menidia (Atlantic silverside), 1075 nucleotides. Lineage: Eukaryota; Metazoa; Chordata; Actinopteri; Atheriniformes; Atherinopsidae. The record is from the annotation of a GenBank genome assembly.
AUGACCGUUCAUGCGACAGGCUCCUGUUGCCAAGACAACGUCGCUCCCCAUUGGCCCACGCCGCGCCACGUGACGCACGGUCUUGACGUCACGCAGUCCAAAGCGCCGCUGCCCCCCCCCCCCCCUCACCUCCCCCCCAGCCUCCGCACACGCUCGGCAGCAGCAGCAGCAGCAGCCAUGGGCAAACAGAACAGCAAGCUCCGCCCGGACGUCAUGCAGGACCUGAUGGAGAACACCGACUUCACCGAGCACGAGAUCACCGAGUGGUACAAGGGCUUCCUGCGGGACUGCCCAAGCGGCGCCCUCUCCAUGGAGGAGUUCAAGAAGAUCUACGCCAACUUCUUCCCCUACGGCGACGCCUCCAAGUUCGCCGAGCACGUCUUCCGCACCUUCGACGCCAACGGCGACGGCACGAUAGACUUCAGGGAGUUCAUCAUCGCUCUGAGCGUGACGUCCCGCGGCCGGCUGGACCAGAAGCUGAAGUGGGCCUUCAGCAUGUACGACCUGGACGGGAACGGCUACAUCAGCAAGGCCGAGAUGCUGGAGAUCGUCACAGCCAUUUACAAGAUGGUUUCCUCUGUGAUGAAAAUGCCCGAGGACGAGUCCACGCCCGAGAAACGCACAGAUAAGAUCUUCAGGCAGAUGGACACAAAUCGAGAUGGUAAACUGUCCCUGGAGGAGUUCGUGGAAGGAGCAAAGAACGACCCGUCCAUCGUGCGACUGCUGCAGUGUGACCCCAGCAGCGCCGGGCAGUAGAAAACUGGACUCCUCCCACCACCCAUAACACAUUUUCAAAGUCUUUCCCAUCAGACCCGCCCGCUGAUUCGAUCGCGUUUUAAUAUACUCCCGCCCCCUGACCCCCAGAGGAAGACGACCGUGCCCGCACACACAGAUCCAGCCCAGUCGAAAGCUCCACACAGACGUGGGCCUCACACGUGGUACAGAUACGACUCAGAAGGACUGAAAUCCCAUCAAAGACUUGUUCAAAUCCAAGAUGUCUCCGCUUCGUCCGAGAGGAAAGUCAGCCGGGACGCUCCAGCCCAAUCCAAGUUUGAUGGUUUUAUUUCCUUUUUUU